AAUUACCAGGGGGAAAGUAACAAUAGCAACAAUAAGCAAAAUAGCAAACGAUCGUGAGGUCCAUUUGGUGAUAAGGACGAUUUUCUACCGCCGUAGUUGAGUUGUUGUUUGCCGAGCGGUUUGUAGGUUCAGUAAGGCGAAAAUACUCAUCGAGAUCAGUGCACAUCUCUCCCGGGAAGAGAAGGAACCACCACAGCUUUUCAGUGUCGAAAAUGGUGUUAUGUCAUAUCCGUGCGUCUCUGCGGCUUGGCCAGCUGAUGAAUGUUGCUUCAAAAUCACAUUACGGAUACCAGUGGAGGUUUCUGAGCAGCAGCAGUUUGCUGUUGAAAGAGAGGUUAUAUACUGAUAAACACGAAUGGGUCUCCGUUGAGGGUGAAGUUGGAACGGUUGGCAUUUCGAACUUUGCACAGGAAGCCCUCGGUGAUGUAGUAUUCGCACAACUCCCGGAUGUUGGAACCAAGCUAUCGCAGAAGGACGAGUGCGGUGCGCUGGAGAGCGUGAAAGCGGCCAGUGAAGUGUACUGUCCGGUGUCCGGAGUGGUUACGGAGAAAAACAGCGCCGUCGAGGAAACUCCCGGUUUGGUCAAUUCUUCCUGCUAUGAAAAUGGAUGGCUAUUCAAACUGAAGCUGACGAAAACGGACGAACUGUCGAAGCUGAUGAACGAGCAACAGUAUGGAGAUUUCCUCAAGAACGACGGACAUUAGCUCUUAUCGGAGCUAAUGUUUGUAGAAGGUCAAAGCUUGUUGGUUGGAACCGAGCAGCUAAUCGAUUGUUGCCAUCAUCUAUGCAUUAGUAACUAGUUGCUACGCCUGAUAAGUCCUAUGUUGAUCGAAUGUUUGUAAUUUAUAAAGUAAACAUAUUUUUAUUGCCAA
Molecule: messenger RNA, 872 nt
Organism: Ochlerotatus camptorhynchus
Lineage: Eukaryota; Metazoa; Arthropoda; Insecta; Diptera; Culicidae
Gene: ppl
Product: pumpless
Exons: 4
Coding region: 213-704 (163 amino acids)
Biological process (GO): glycine decarboxylation via glycine cleavage system; protein lipoylation
Cellular component (GO): mitochondrion; cytoplasm; glycine cleavage complex
Source: RefSeq, a predicted model, not a curated record